AUGCAACUUAAGCGCCAAUCCACGUGUACCGCCAGUAUCAUCGGGAUGAGGAAGAGAUAUCACUUCGUGCAAGAGAGUACCAUGCGGAGCGUGACACGAAUGUAG
Chondrus crispus (carragheen) is the source of this 105-nucleotide messenger RNA. RefSeq lists its product as hypothetical. The record is from RefSeq and is a predicted model, not a curated record. Bases 1 to 105 code for a protein of 34 amino acids. NCBI's taxonomy places the organism in Eukaryota, Rhodophyta, Florideophyceae, Gigartinales, Gigartinaceae. The transcript has a single exon.